Molecule: messenger RNA, 1116 nt
Organism: Auxenochlorella protothecoides
Lineage: Eukaryota; Viridiplantae; Chlorophyta; Trebouxiophyceae; Chlorellales; Chlorellaceae
Product: WD repeat-containing protein 5
Exons: 4
Coding region: 1-1116 (371 amino acids)
Biological process (GO): microtubule organizing center organization; nuclear migration; establishment of mitotic spindle orientation
Cellular component (GO): microtubule associated complex; nuclear envelope; kinetochore
Molecular function (GO): microtubule plus-end binding; dynein complex binding
Source: RefSeq, a predicted model, not a curated record
AUGGCGGAAGCAAGCCCCGACACAACAGCACCGGCCCCCCCCGAAAACGGACCCAGCAAGGCCACACCAUCUCGCGAUGAAUCUAUCUCAGAUUAUGCGGAGCAGUCUGACCUUCCCACCUACACUAGCUAUCAGUGCGCGCACACCCUGACAGGUCACACGAGAGCUGUCUCCAGCGUCCGGUUUAGCCACUCUGGCGCCUCCCUCGCCAGCGCCAGCGCCGACGGCACCGCGCGAGUCUGGGACGCCGACACAGGCUCCUGUUUGCACGUGUUGCAAGGUCACUCCAAGGGUCUGAACGACGUGGCGUGGGCCCCCAGCGACGCCCACCUGGCCACCGCCUCCGACGACUACACCUUGAGGCUCUGGAAUGCAGGAACGGGGGCGCCGCUGCGCACGCUGCGAGGCCACACCCACUUUGCCAUGUGCGUGGCCUUCAGCGCGACGGGGGUGCUCCUGGUCAGCGGCAGCUUCGACGAGACCAUCGUCGUGUGGGACGUCGCCACGGGGCAGGCCAUCCGCGUGAUCCCGGGGCAUUCGGACCCCAUCACCAGCGUCGCCUUCUCGCGGGACGUGCUCAACCCAGCCAUCGUGUCGUCCUCCUUUGACGGCCUCAUACGAGUCUGGGCCGGCGACACCGGAAACUGCCUGGUAAGCCUCCUCGCCACAGGAGGCCCACCCGUCUCGUUCGCUGCCUUCACCCCGAACGACAAGUAUGUGCUGGCGGGCCGCGUGGAUGGCAAGAUAGUGCUCUGGAACUACCACACCAAGCAGCCGCUGCGGACCUUUGAGGGUCACAAGAACACAAAGUUCUGCCUCCAGGCCGCCUUCCUCUGCCUGGGCGUCGAGGAAACUGGCUCCUCCGCUCCGCCCGCGGCGGUGAUCUGUGGGAGCGAGGACCACCACAUCUACGUCUGGGGCGUGAACGGGUCCCAGGGCGGCGUGGCACCGCUCCUGGGCCUCCUGCGGGGGCGGGCCGGCCCCGAUGACCCCGGCGAGGGCCACUGCGACGUGGUGCUCUCCGUGGCCGCCCACCCCCACCUCCCCGUCCUGGCUUCCUGCGGGCACGAGCGGGACAAGACCGUGAAGAUCUGGAGGCACGUAUCCCUGCCCUGA